This is a messenger RNA of Lotus japonicus, 2078 nucleotides long. RefSeq names its product 1-aminocyclopropane-1-carboxylate synthase. Gene Ontology annotation, biological process: amino acid metabolic process; biosynthetic process. The record is from RefSeq and is a predicted model, not a curated record. Gene Ontology annotation, molecular function: transaminase activity; pyridoxal phosphate binding. Lineage: Eukaryota; Viridiplantae; Streptophyta; Magnoliopsida; Fabales; Fabaceae. The transcript has 4 exons. Bases 231 to 1688 code for a protein of 485 amino acids.
CUAUUUUCUAUGUCUUGGACCACCACCAAUAAUUCUUGUCUAAGAAAAUCAAUCUAGCUAACUCUUUGUGCACCACCACAUUCUAUAUAAAUAAGCAGAUCUCCUGUGAGUACCACAACUUCAUAGCAACACAACAUUUCAUUAUUGCUUCUGUUGAUACAUAAUUCAUUCAUUUACAACUCCAGAUUUUCAAACUCUAAAAGCUUUGAAAUAUCAUCAACAUAGACGCUAUGGGACUAAUGAACAAACAACAAAAACCUCAAUUGUUGUCUAAGAUAGCCACCGGCAACGGACACGGUGAAGAUUCCCCUUACUUUGAUGGAUGGAAGGCUUAUGAUGAAAACCCCUUUCACCCCACCAACAAUCCCAAUGGGGUUAUCCAAAUGGGUCUUGCAGAGAAUCAGCUUACUUCCGACUUGGUUGAAGAUUGGGUAAUGAGCAACCCAGAAGCCUCCAUUUGUACUCCAGAAGGAGUAUAUGAUUUCAAGGCCAUAUCUAACUUCCAGGAUUAUCAUGGUCUUCCAGAGUUCAGAAAUGCUGUGGCUAAAUUCAUGGGAAAAACAAGAGGAAACAGAGUGACAUUCGACCCUGAUCGUAUUGUCAUGAGUGGUGGAGCAACCGGAGCACACGAAGUCACUGCUUUUUGUUUGGCAGAUCCCGGUGAUGCAUUUUUGGUGCCCACCCCCUAUUAUCCAGGUUUCGAUCGAGAUUUGAGGUGGAGAACAGGAGUUCAGCUUCUUCCAGUUAUCUGCGAAAGCUCCAACAAUUUCAAGCUCACAAAGCAAGCCUUAGAAACCGCAUUGAACAAAGCCAAACAAGACAACAUCAGAGUCAAAGGCUUGCUCAUCACCAACCCAUCAAACCCACUAGGCACUGUCAUGGACCGAACCACACUCAGAACCGCAUUAACCUUCAUCAACGAGAACCGCAUCCACCUCAUCUGCGACGAAAUCUACGCCGCCACAGUUUUCGGCCACCCCACUUUCACAAGCAUUGCUGAGAUUAUAGAACAGGACACGGACAUUGAAUGUGACCGUGACCUCGUUCACAUUGUUUACAGUCUUUCAAAGGACAUGGGGUUCCCUGGUUUCAGAGUUGGAAUUAUAUACUCAUACAAUGAUGCUGUUGUUAACUGUGCUCGUAAGAUGUCAAGUUUUGGAUUGGUUUCAACUCAGACACAGUAUCUUUUGGCAGCAAUGCUUGCAGAUGAGGCUUUUGUGGAAAGGUUUCUGGGAGAGAGUGCAAAGAGGUUGGGCCAAAGGUACAGAGUUUUCACUGGGGGGUUGUCUAAAGUUGGCAUUAAGUGCUUGCAGAGCAGUGGGGGUCUGUUUGUUUGGAUGGAUUUGCGCCAUCUUUUGAAGGAGAAGACGUUUGAUUCGGAAAUGGAGCUUUGGAGGAUGAUCAUUCAUGAAGUGAAGAUCAAUGUUUCACCUGGCUCUUCUUUUCAUUGCUCUGAGCCAGGGUGGUUCAGGGUGUGCUAUGCCAACAUGGAUGACAGGGCUGUGCAGGUUUCUUUGCAGAGGAUUCGCGCGUUUGUUCUUCAGAACGUGGAGGUCAAGGUGCCUGAGAAGAGGCCUUGCUGGCAGAGUAACUUGAGGCUGAGCUUCAAGACUAGAAGGUUUGAUGAUAUCAUGAUGUCACCUCACUCACCUAUGCCACAGUCACCUCUAGUUAAAGCCACUACUUGAAUUGGCAUAGUUCUCUGCAACAUUUAGAAGAAAUAAAGGUGGAAGAUUUUUUGGUUCUUUGAUUAGUUAUUUUGGCAAGAUUACAUGGCUGCUGCUGGAUUUGUUCAUUUGAGAACAAUAGGGAAUUCCUGAUAUUGUUUCUGUAACUAGCAUCACAUAAGAACUUGUGGUGCUGGAUGGUUGCACCUUCAAUACUAGGGGAUUUUUUCUUUUUUCACUUGCCAAAUAAUGGGUUCAUGGUGAAAGAAGUUCAUAGAAUUUGUAAGGUUAUUGGUUUUGUAAGAGUCCUCAAGAGUCUAGAAGAUAUCUGUAUUAUGUUUAUUGAAAUUGUUAGGCCAAUUAUGGUUAAUUGUUAAUAAAGGUCUUCAACACAUGUAUUGUUAUCCAGUA